Molecule: messenger RNA, 1114 nt
Organism: Megachile rotundata (alfalfa leafcutting bee)
Lineage: Eukaryota; Metazoa; Arthropoda; Insecta; Hymenoptera; Megachilidae
Product: 2-acylglycerol O-acyltransferase 2-like
Biological process (GO): triglyceride biosynthetic process
Cellular component (GO): endoplasmic reticulum membrane
Molecular function (GO): diacylglycerol O-acyltransferase activity
Source: RefSeq, a predicted model, not a curated record
AUGGAGAUAUUGGGUAUAAAAUUUGCACCGUUGAAUGUGCCGCUGAAACGGAGACUGGAAACACUAUCAGUCACGCUAUGGUUCUUCAUAAUGUGUUUUGGUCCUGUGCUUUCUUUUGUUAUUAUUGGCUAUCUCCUCUUUUUUACCACGACUAUACGCUACUACGUUUUGCUAUAUUUUUUGUGGAUGUAUUAUGACUGGGACACGUGCAACAAAGGCGGUAGGAGUACGAAAUUGACGAAUAUGAUGAUAAAAUCCCGAUGGAUCCAGCAUGUUUUCGAUUUCUUUCCCGUGACGUUGGUAAAAACCACCGAUUUAGACCCAAAUAGAAAUUACCUACUCUGCAAUUUUCCUCACGGGAUAUAUGCUUCAGGAGCAGUGGGUUCUUUUCAGUGUGAAAGUAGAGGUGCUAAGACAUUGUUUCCCGGUUUGCUACCUCAUGUUGUCGCGCUGUAUCAAAUGUUCAAGAUCCCCAUCUUUCGCGAGAUCGCUCUCGCCAUGGAUUGUAUUAUAGGUUUCGUCAGCAGCAGUGAAGAAAGCCUGGACUAUCAGUUGUCGACGAAACCUCAGCCGCCAUUCAUUGGAAGACUAAUUGUUCUCAUCGUCGGUGGAGCAGGGGAAGUAUUGGAAUGUUCGCCAGGAACAAAUCGUAUUAUCGUAUACCAAAGAAAAGGAUUUGUGAGAGUGGCACUGAAACAUGGGACACCAUUGAUACCGUCCUUUUCGUUCAGAGAAACGGAUAUAUUCGACCAGGUGAAAAAUCCCUGUUUAGCGUUGGUUCAGCAAUAUUGUCGUAAAAAAUUGGGAUGCGUACCUGUGAUUCUGAAGGGUCGUGGAUUGUUCCAGUAUUCUUAUGGUUUUGUUCCGCAUCGGGUGCCUAUAACUACCGUUGUUGGCAGUCCAAUAGAGAUACCAAAAAUAUCACAUCCUACAAAGGAACAGAUCAACGAGUACCACAAACAGUUCGUCGAAAAAUUAACGGAGUUAUUUGAAACCCACAAGUAUAAAUACCUACCUGAUGCAGAUUCGAAACAUCUCGAGUUCGUAUAGUAACAACUGUCUAUAGUAAAAAUUACGUGCUAAUAAUAUUUCAGCGAACAAUUGUUGUUAAUUG